AAAGAUGGCAGCGCUCGUAGACGUCGAAAAGCUGAACCAAGAUGGCCUCGUAGAGACCAUAUCGACCCGAGCCGGAGAAGGCGCGGAGCUGAACCAACUGAAGCGCGAGUUCACCCGCGCCAAGUCUUGAUGUUCUCCAUUGCUUGCGCGAUAGGUACAGGGCUCGUUAUCAGCUCAGGGGCGGCCCUAUCGGAGGGGGGCCCAGGGAGUCUUCUCAUCGCAUACCUCAUGGUAGGCGGCGCUGUCUUCUUCGUCAUGACUGGGCUCGGAGAAAUGGCUGCAUUUCUCCCCAUGAACAAGGGCUUCGGAGGAUAUGCUAGCCGUAUGGUUGAUCCGGCGUUUGGGUUCGCAACCGGCUGGAAGUAUUUCUUCAAGUACAUCAUCGCGAUGCCGUCAAAUCUGACAGCAGCAGGUCUCGUUGUUCGCUACUGGAGGCCUGAUCUAAACGUCGGGAUCUGGAUUGCAAUCUUCGGAGCCGUCAUCAUUUUUAUAAAUUUUCUGCACGUUUCAAAGCUCGGUGAGACGGAGUUCUGGCUUGGUCUAUGUAAGGUUCUGAUCAUGACCAUAUUGAUAAUCUCUUGUCUGGUGGUGGCCCUCGGCGGUGGUCCCAACCACACGAGAAGCGGCUUCCGAUAUUGGAGGGACCCAGGUGCCUUCAAAGAAUACCUCGUUGAAGGAAGUCUCGGGCGCUUCUUGGGUGUCUGGGCCUGCUUCUGCCAGGCCUGCUUCGCAUUUACUGGGACGGAGGUCGUAGGAAUGACAUUUGGCGAGACGCCGAACCCGAGGAAGAACAUCCCCAGAGCUGUGAAGCAGACUUUCUGGCGGAUUGCUGUCUUCUACAUCCUGGGCGUCAUUGUCCUAGGCAUGGCCGUGCCAAGCGACAACGAGUUGCUGAUCGGUGCUACCAAAAAGUCUACCAGCGCUGACGCUUCGCCCUUUGUUGUGGCUGUUCGUAUAGCUGGCAUUUCAGUCUUCCCGGACUUCGUAAACGCCUCGCUGCUGGUCUUCACCCUCAGCGCAGCAUCCACAGAUAUCUACUGCGCCUCUAGGUCUUUGUAUGGUCUUGCAAGGGACGGACAGGCCCCACGAAUCUUUGGGAAGACCCGGGAGAACGGGAACCCGGUUUAUGCUGUGGGCAUAACGUGCCUCUUUGUAGGCCUAGGCUUCCUAAACGUCGCCAAGUCUGCCGCCACUGUCUUCCAGUACCUCAUUAGCCUCGUCACCAUCUUCGCCGUUCUCAACUGGAUGGCGAUCCUGGUAUCCCACAUCUCUUUCCGCCGGGCGUUGAAGGCGCAAGGCAUCGCAGCCAAGGACCUAUCAUACACAGCUUUUGGCCAACCUUGGGGUUCAUACUACGCUCUGACCAUAUCAUUGCUCGUCAUUGUGUUCAGCGGGUAUGACGCCUUUACUCCGACCUUCCAUGUUGGCAAGUUCAUCUUGAAAUAUCUGGGCGUGGUAAUCUUCGUCGCCAACACCGUCAUCUGGAAAUGGUGGAAGGGGACAAAAAGGGUGACAGCAAGCACCAUGGAUCUCGUCACGGGCAGUAGGAAGUACCAGGACAGGGAGACUGCCUCGGAGAAAGAAUGGACGGAAGGUUUCUGGCAUAAGAUGCUUCACAGGUUGAAGAAGUAG
Molecule: messenger RNA, 1632 nt
Organism: Trichoderma gamsii
Lineage: Eukaryota; Fungi; Ascomycota; Sordariomycetes; Hypocreales; Hypocreaceae
Product: dicarboxylic amino acid permease
Exons: 5
Biological process (GO): amino acid transmembrane transport
Cellular component (GO): membrane
Molecular function (GO): amino acid transmembrane transporter activity
Source: RefSeq, a predicted model, not a curated record